AUGACUUCCACAUUGGACAAAUGUGACAAAUGUGGCACCUCUAUUGAGGGUAGCUGCACACUGGCUACUGGAGUGCGGGGCAGGUGCGUGGAAGUACGUCAGUGCCCGACAGUUCUCAGGACUUAUCGCCAAAGCAGACCUCUGGUGUGUGUGUCUCCGGGCGAAGCCAAAGUCGUCUGCUGCCCUGCUUCCAACCUGCAACUGUUACAGGACAUCUCAGCUCCUAUCGUCAAUUUUCAAUGUGGUCAAAACAUCUACCAACCUUUUAAGUUAUACACUGAAAGCGUUGGCCCGAUUCGGUUCCUCCGACCCGAAUCCAUCAAUAAAACAGUUUUAAAUAAAAUAUCUUCUGGAGAUGAUCCACAGCGGCGUCCUGGGGUUCCACUGGCUGCUCUUAAUGACCCUAAGGUAUUCCAGCUCCGUCCUGGACCAAUACUAGGAGCCUUGCGUGUCCUUGGUGGUGUGACCGCUCUAAAGAAUAAUUGGCCUUGGAUGGCUCUGCUUGGGGAAAAGAACGGCAAGGAAAUAAGGUGGUUCUAUGCUGGAGUUCUCAUCAGUGACCGAUGGGUUCUGUCUGCUCUCCACUGUGUUCUCGCCACAAACGACAACGAUGGUGCUGCUCAUGAGGACUUCAGUAUAGUUGAUAUCAUCCCACAUCCUGAGUACUUCCACCCUCAGGCAUACCAUGACGUGGUGCUCCUCAAACUGGACCACAAGGUUAAGUUGAAGCCUUUUAUCAACCCAGUGUGUCUGCCGUGGGGAAGAGAGAGCAGUCACAGUCAGGUAUAUGGACAGAAUGUCAUUCACCCAACUGCAGGGCGACACACAGUUUGUUUAGGAGGAAAGAAACGAGGGGCAGAGAUGGAGCCCCUGGGAGAUACGAACAUGAUCAAGUUUGGUGGCAACCCGAAGGACGGGAGCCGGGUCGGUAGCGUAUUUGCCAUUCAGUUUCCGUACUUUUUUCCAGAUUGCACUCAAGAGGAAGCCGAAGUGACUAGAAACAAUCUCACCACCAAGAGCGUUUAA
Molecule: messenger RNA, 1026 nt
Organism: Cherax quadricarinatus
Lineage: Eukaryota; Metazoa; Arthropoda; Malacostraca; Decapoda; Parastacidae
Source: RefSeq, a predicted model, not a curated record